AUGUGGUGUACCCUGUUCAAAUUAUCCAAAAAUAAAUCAUUUCCCAAUCACUCAUGGCGCGGCCGCACCGCUGGGGCUUCCUCUCGCUCUGUGUUGCGCAACCUGAUCAGCUUCCGCUGGUCUCACCGCGAAGAAGAGAUCUGGGACAUCGGGUGCCGCCGGCUUGAGGUUUACCUACCAACCAGUGGUGACACCUGCAGGCCCGAUUUAAUAUCUCCAGAUUUUCCGUUCUGGAUUCUAUUCAAGAAAAUCCGCGAAGCUCUGGUGCCUGCUGUCCGCAGUGGCUUACGUGGAUCAAUCAGCCUGGAAGAUGCUGCUACGACAAGAGUGCAAUGUGCAUUUUGGGGAGCCAGGGGAGGAGUUUCUGGAGAGGGAGGACCCAGUGGAGUUCGUCCUGAAAUUAUCCGAUUUGGCGGAGUGGAUCAGCGUGAAAAUCCUUCGUUGGAUUAUUUGAAGGCGUUGAAGAAGAUUUCGGGUAUGGAUUCCAAGCUGCGUCGAAUGGGGAAGGGGCUGGAUCUGGAGAUUCCCGUUCGAUUUUAUUACUUGCUGGCCCCUCUGGAUUCCUUGAAAACUAUCGUGAUGACUGAGAGGACAGUGCACGAAGAAUGGAGAACGUACGAACAGAGUCCGAAGAAGAAGGAGGACGCAGCCCCGGAGUGUCUACGCUGCACUUUCGUGCUGAAGCCGACAAUUGUAAUUUUCAAUGAUUUCACGAUGGUCGAGGACAUGGUGAAGCAGGUGAAGGAAAUGGUGGCCCAUAAUACGCACUUCUCUCAAUUGUCGCUCUGGCUGGAACGCUACCGUGGAUGUGUGUCAAAAGAUGUUAUUGGCCAGCUCAUGGCACUUCUGCUUGCCACUACAGAGAGUACGUCGUGGGGUGCUGGUGAACGCUGCAGCUUGGGAGAUUCUAGCAUGGAGUCGACCACGCUACCGAUUGGCACGCUUCACCUAGAAUGCCCCGAUAGCUUGGAGAAUUUCGAGAUGGAGGGCGUGUGUUCUGCGAUGGCAGUCAAUCGGACGACAACAAAGGCGUCGUUGCGUUUGGAAAUGGACCCGGACAACCGUGCUACGAGCAGACACUGGUGGAAAUGGUUUGCUUAUGCUCUCUUUUCCAAGCGAGCACGAGCAUGUUCUUCGUUGAAGGAACUGUCGCUAAUUUCGAUUGGGAUCAUCUUAAGGUCGGAGCACCCCGAAGAAGAUCUGUACGGUUGUCCCCGUGGAAAACUUGACGAAAGGAAUGCUGUGCUCAAGAAGGGUGUUCCUAUCUACUGGCGGUUGAAUAAUCGAGGUAUGCCGCGGAGGGGUUCCGGUCCCUUGUCGUUCGAGCCAGAUAGAGCCUCUAUCCGCACCUUCAGUGACGAUGGAGAAGGUGAACUUGUGAAUGCCAUGGUUCCAGGUUUCGGGAGAUGCCAAGUCCGACGCAGCGAUCUACUAUUUGCAGAUAUUGGCGUCGAGGACUCCGGCACAUGUGGCGUGACGUCGCUGCAUCUUGGAUUCAACCGGUUCGACCCAUUUGAAGCCAGCGGCCUUCCCCAAUUUCUGUCGGUUGUUGGACCUUCACUAAAAUUUCUAGCGCUCAACAACAUCCGGGAUGAGAUUCACGACAGCGCAGUUCUGAGAAGCUGCCCCAAUCUAGAGGAACUGGCGCUGUAUGGAGUAGAUCUGCGCCUCAACUUCGCUGAUUAUCGCGUGAGCAACUUGUCACUUCCUGAGAUCACCUACACGCAAAACGUGGAAACGCCGUGCACCAAGGACAAUGGAACUGGACCAGCACGUUCUUUCGAAGAUCCUAUCGUUUGCUGCACCUCCAGUACUGCGGGAAGUAUAUCUUCAGCAUACUCGUAG
Messenger RNA from Phytophthora sojae, 1845 nucleotides. RefSeq lists its product as hypothetical. Lineage: Eukaryota; Oomycota; Peronosporomycetes; Peronosporales; Peronosporaceae. The coding region runs from base 1 to 1845 and encodes 614 amino acids. The transcript is spliced from 5 exons. The record is from RefSeq and is a predicted model, not a curated record.